Molecule: messenger RNA, 1446 nt
Organism: Mytilinidion resinicola
Lineage: Eukaryota; Fungi; Ascomycota; Dothideomycetes; Mytilinidiales; Mytilinidiaceae
Product: mannosyltransferase
Exons: 3
Coding region: 1-1446 (481 amino acids)
Biological process (GO): GPI anchor biosynthetic process
Cellular component (GO): mannosyltransferase complex; endoplasmic reticulum membrane
Molecular function (GO): alpha-1,6-mannosyltransferase activity; GPI mannosyltransferase activity
Source: RefSeq, a predicted model, not a curated record
AUGUCAACCUGGAACCCAUAUGCCCGGCCGCUGGAGCACCCUCUCAAAAGCCUGGCUCUUCUAUUUCUGCUGUGGAAAGCGCUGCUGCUGGUUGUAGCGGUAGCUAGUCCUGGCCCCGGCUAUGACACUUCUACCGUCAUCUUGCAAAGGGCUGGCGCUGUAGGUGCUGGCGAAAAACACGCGUCCUCCAUUUUCCACGUGCUGGGUGAACGGCUAGCACUGAAGCUUACGAGGUGGGAUGCAAUCUACUUUGUAAAGUCUGCUGAAAGGGGUUACUUGAACGAGCAAGACUGGGCUUUCAGCUGGGCGUUUUCCCGUCUCAUACGUUAUCUGGCUAAGAUCGUGUCCCCACAAGCCGACAAUGCGCCUUUCAACACCUAUGUCUGGGCAGGCAUUGCUAUCUCCCAUGUGUCGCAUCUCUUAUCUGUUCUAGUCUUAUAUCGUCUCUUCAUCCGAGUGCAGAGUGAUGCGAACGAACACAGAAGCGCUUUCUUGGCAGCGUCUCUACAUAUCGUAACGCCUGCUGGUCUGUUCUUGUCUGCCCCCUACGGAGAGGCUCUAUUCUCCUUUCUCAACUUUUCCGGAAUGCUACUCUAUAUCGAAUCUCAACGCGACCAAUCUCAAAACUCGUGGGGUGCUCUUAGAGGAUGCCACAUCAUCGCAUCAGGAGCAUUGUUUUCAAUGGCUGCUUCAAUUCGCGGCAAUGGACUACUAAGCGGUUUGAUUUUCGUUUACGACGUCGUCACCCAUCUACCGAGACUACUGAGCUAUAGCCUGAGUUUGAAUGACUUUCGAAAACUUCUUUCCACCACCGUCGCUGGGUCCCUGAUUAUCGUCGGAUUCUUCGGACCGCAAUGGCUAGCUUACGAUGAGUACUGCGGCCAAACGUAUAUGUCCUCAAAGUAUGGGAGAUCCUGGUGCUUGAGGUAUGUUCCGAGCAUAUACUCCUGGGUUCAAAGUCACUACUGGAAUGUGGGAUUUCUACGUUACUGGACCAUCUCGAACGUACCCCUUUUCCUCAUUGCAACGCCUCUAUUGUGGGUCAUGGUCCAAUCCGCUAUUUUAAGCCUCGAAAACAAGCCAAAGUCACUAGUGAUUGACCCUCAGUCACGUUCCAGCGUUGGAUCCGUGGAACGAAUAAUCCCAAAGCCUAGCGAAGACCAACAUCCCACCGAGGUCGAGCGUGGCUAUCUCCGUCGUCUAGCGUUGCCCCAGCUAGUACUCGCUCUGAUGGCUCUUACGAAUUUCCACGUCCAGAUCAUAAACCGUAUAGCCUCAGGAUAUCCUAUAUGGUAUCUUUUCAUCGCGAGAGUGCUCUUUCAUAGUUCAACAUCUGAAGCAUCAAAGCAGCAGCCAGCAAAGAUCACGCGUGUAUUUAUCCGCUGGAUGAUAAUGUACGCUAUUGUGCAAGGCAGUUUGUUUGCGAACUUUCUGCCUCCCGCGUAG